Messenger RNA from Phalaenopsis equestris, 1458 nucleotides. Its product is annotated as ricin B-like lectin R40C1. The record is from RefSeq and is a predicted model, not a curated record. NCBI's taxonomy places the organism in Eukaryota, Viridiplantae, Streptophyta, Magnoliopsida, Asparagales, Orchidaceae. Bases 54 to 1379 code for a protein of 441 amino acids. The transcript is spliced from 7 exons.
CCACCUCUGCACCACCCAUCGCCACCAACAGCCAUAUUACCAGAGCAUCCACCAUGAGUUUCUUCCGCCAUAACCACAAAAACGAUGACCACCACCGGCAAGAGCCGCCGCGGCCUUCCCAUCCACCACCAUCAUCUUACCCUCCUCAGUCUUCCUACCCUUCGCAGCCACUCUCAUACCCUCCACAGUCGUCUUACCCUCCUCAAUCAUCCUACCCUCCGCAGCAGUCCUUCCCUCCGCAGCAGUCCUACCCUCCACAGCAGUCCUACCCUCCUCAAUCCGGUUAUCAGUCGCAUCAGGGCUAUCAACAGCAACCAGGUUAUCAACCGCAGCCGGCGCACCAGCACCACCAGCACCACCAGCAUCCCACCGGCCACUACCCCGGCGAGGUACACAACAACCCCACUGUUAGAGUCUACACCAAAGCCGAGGAAAACUACUCUCUCUCAAUCCGCGAGGGCAACGUUGUUCUAGUUCCGGCGAAUCCCCGUGACGACUACCAGCACUGGUACAAAGAUUUCCGCUGGGCGAACGAAGUGAAGGAUGAUGAAGGCCUUCCUGCUUUUGCGUUGGUUAAUAAAGCUACUGGUUUGGCCAUUAAACACUCUCUCGGCCCAAAACACCCUGUUCGUCUGAUACCAUUCAAUCCGGAGUUCAUGGAUGAGUCGAUUCUGUGGACGGAGAGCUACGAUACAGGGGAAGGCUAUCAUUGCAUCAGAAUGGUGAAUAAUAUAAGGCUUAACUUUGAUGCCUUCCAUGGCGAUAAGGAUCAUGGUGGUGUUCAUGAUGGCACCACUGUUGUGCUGUGGGAGUGGCUUAAGGGGAAGAAUCAGAGGUGGAAGAUUGUUCCUUACUACUCGCAGCCAUACCCCUACACCGAUCCCCACCCUAACCGUUACAACGGUGACAUAGCUCACAACACCACCUUCAGAAUUUACAGCAGGGCUGAAGAUAACUACUCUCUUUCCAUCCGUGAACAAAACGUCGUCCUUGUUCCGACGAACCCCCGUGAUGAAUUUCAGCACUGGUACAAAGAUUUCCGUUGGGGGAACGAGGUGAAGGAUGAGGAAGGUCUCCCUGCUUUUGCACUUAUUAAUAAAGCUACUGGUUUGGCCAUCAAGCACUCUCUUGGCGCAAAACACCCUGUUCGUCUGAUACCAUUCAAUCCGGAAUACAUUGAUGAAUCGAUUCUGUGGACUGAGAGCCAUGAUGUGGGAAAGGGUUAUCGCAGCAUUAGGAUGGUGAACAACAUAAGGCUUGGUUUUGACGCCUUUCAUGGAGAUAAGGAUCAUGGUGGUGUUCAUGAUGGCACCAUUGUUGUGCUGUGGGAGUUUCUCAAGGGGAAGAAUCAGAGCUGGAAGAUUGUUCCUUUCUACUAGAGGGAAGGUAUACUUUUCUGUCGCCAGUGCUCAGUAAUGCAUGCUGGAAUGAGCGUGAGGAGUUGCAUCUGUUGCUGUU